This is a messenger RNA of Suillus subaureus, 378 nucleotides long. RefSeq lists its product as uncharacterized. NCBI's taxonomy places the organism in Eukaryota, Fungi, Basidiomycota, Agaricomycetes, Boletales, Suillaceae. The transcript has a single exon. The record is from RefSeq and is a predicted model, not a curated record. The annotation marks the transcript as partial.
CUUUGUGUCACAUGUGACAAUGUGUCCAACAAUGAUGCUAUGAUUGAUGAAUUGGCUGUUGACAUGCCAGAUUUUGGAGGACAAGUGAUGCAUACCAGGUGCUUCCUGCACAUGGUUAAUCUCGUGGCAAAACUGGUGAUCUGCAAGUUUGAUGUGUUGAAAAGGAAGCAGGAUAAUUCCAGAGAUGAUGAGGCUGAAUUGACAGCAGAGGAAAGUCAACUGAAGGAGCAGCUUGAGGAACUGAGUAAGAAUAUUGAGCUGAAAGAUUAUGUGACCAUUGCAGAGAUCACAGGAGAUGACAGCAAUGUGGGGGACAACACUGAAGGUCUGGUGGAUGCAACUAUGCUACUGACAAGUGAUGAACAAGAAGAACUAUGA